AUGGGGGAUUACAUUGACUUACAGAACGCCUCAGAAGUGGACGAUGUCGUUCCGGACCUACUGCGACCUGCUCGUCGCUCCGUGCACCCCGGCCAAUGGGGUGUUGCAGCGCCAUGCAACACUGAGAAUUUCAAGACCAGGAGCCAGAAACACAAGCCUCCGGCCAAGGACUGGAGCAAUCGAUUAACUCUCGAAUCGAGAAGCCGGAGCGGCUCGUCCUUGAAGGCGGCUUUCAAACACCUGCAAAAUCCCGACGUUAUUUCCCUUGGUGGAGGUCUCCCACUCAGCGAGUUCUUCCCAUUCGAAACGUUCUCAUUUACUCCGACAUUCAUUCCGAGUAACACUACAUGCGGAGCCAAUAUCGUCCAGCAGAACGCAGCCCUCCAAGCAAACAAGAACGACAUCGCAGAAGGACGAAGCGUCUUCGACAUCUCCGUAGCCUUGAAUUAUGGUCAAGGAAGCGGGUCUGCGCAAUUGCUUCGAUGGAUCACAGAACAUACCGAGAUCAUACACGACCCGCCCUAUUCCGACUGGCAAUGCACCAUGACGAUUGGCAACACUUCGGCUCUGGACAUGGCACUGCGCAUGCUCACCAAACCAGGCGACUAUGUCCUAUCCGACGCUUUUACAUUCGCGAGUGCUAUUGAGACUGCCAUGCCCAUGGGCGUCAAUUUCUUCGGAGUCGCCAUGGAUGAGCAAGGUCUUUUGCCAGAAAGCCUACUUCAUGUUCUUGACAACUGGAAGCCGGCGGAGCAUGGCGAUGCGCGGAAACCCUUUUUGUUGUAUCUGAUUCCCACGGGGCAAAACCCCACAGGUGCGACUCAGAGCAUCGGUCGUCGCAAAGAUAUUUAUCGCGUGGCGCAGAAGCAUGACUUGAUUAUCAUAGAGGAUGAUCCUUAUUACUUCCUUCAAAUGGAUCCAUACGUGUCAUCAACCCGAGAAGAAGUUCCAACUGCCGCCAACUCUUGGUCAUCAGCAGCUUUACUCAAAAUGAUUAUUCCGUCGUAUCUUAGCAUCGAUGUCGACGGACGUGUUAUGCGCAUGGAUUCUUUCAGCAAGGUCAUCAGUCCGGGGUCUCGCGUAGGCUGGAUCACAGCCCCGCAGUCAAUUGUCGAGAGGUACAAGGGCCACGCAGACACAUCAACGCAAGGACCUAGUGGCUUCAGUCAACUGGCAUUAUUCAAGCUCUUGGAUGAGUUCUGGGGUCACACCGGCUAUCUUGAAUGGCUGCUACACGUGAGAAAGGAGUAUACUCAGCGUCGGGACUACAUGGUUCGAGCCUGUGAGAGGCAUUUGCCUAGAGACAUUGUUACAUGGGAGCCAGCGCAAGCAGGCAUGUUCCAAUGGCUAUGCGUGGACUGGCGCAAGCACCCCCAUGCCUCGGUCAAGUCCCAGGCUGAAAUUGAGGAAGACAUUUGGCGGGAAGCAAUCACACAGGGCGUACUUGUAGCUCGUGGCAGCUGGUUCAAUGCCAACGCAGAUCUUCGGUGCGAGGAGAUUUUCUACAGGACAACGUUCGCUGCUGCAUCUUUGGACAAGAUAGAGGAAGCAAUGAGGCGUUUUGGAGGUGCAUUGAAAAAGAGCUUCCAAUGGUCAUAA
Molecule: messenger RNA, 1599 nt
Organism: Diaporthe amygdali
Lineage: Eukaryota; Fungi; Ascomycota; Sordariomycetes; Diaporthales; Diaporthaceae
Exons: 3
Coding region: 1-1599 (532 amino acids)
Biological process (GO): aromatic amino acid catabolic process; L-tyrosine biosynthetic process
Molecular function (GO): L-2-aminoadipate:2-oxoglutarate transaminase activity; pyridoxal phosphate binding; aromatic-amino-acid:2-oxoglutarate transaminase activity
Source: RefSeq, a predicted model, not a curated record